AUGGCCGCCAACGCCUCGCCUGCCCGUCCGCUUGUGCUCAUCACCGGCGUCUCAGGCUACAUCGCCAGCCAAUGUCUGGUGGCGGCCGUGGCCGGUGGGUAUGCCGUCCGGGGUACGGUCCGGAGCAAGACGUCUGCCAAGGCGAUGCGUGUGAUGGAGAUCGCCACGGGUGCCGUGACUGCUUACGUGGGCGACGUUGUGGCGGUGGACGAGGUAUUUGAGCUGGUCGAGGCAGAUCUGAUGCACAGCGAUGGAUGGGAUGCUGCUGUGGCUGGCGUUGCCUACGUCCUCCACACCGCUUCACCCUUCCCGGUCGUCAUGCCCCGUGACGAGAACGAGCUCAUUCGUCCGGCAGUCGCAGGCGUGGAGCAUAUCCUUGCUGCUGCAGCCAAGGAGCCAUCGAUCAUCCGGGUCGUUGUCACCUCGUCCAUCGCCGCCAUCGGCGCAGGACAUGCCAAGAUCGCAGGCGUGGAGGCCGAGUACUCGGAGGCCGACUGGUCCAACACCGCCGACGACUCGCCCAUCGACGCCUACGCCAAGUCCAAGACACUCGCCGAGCGCGCGGCUUGGGCGUUUAUGGACGAGCACGCGCCGGGCUUUGACCUUGUGGCGCUUUGCCCAGGCUAUGUCAUCGGACCGACUCUGCUCAACUAUCCAACAACCUCGUCGACGCUCCCGAUCAAGCUGCUCACCCGGGCCAUGCCGGUCCUGCCCAGGCUCUCGUUUGGAUGUGUAGACGUCCGCGAUGUCGCCGCCGCACACAUGGCUGCCCUCACCGCGCCAGAUGCGAGCGGCAAGCGGUAUAUCCUCGUCGAGCGCGCAGUGUGGGUCUCCGAGUUUGCGCAGCACCUCGCUUCCGAGUUUGAUUCGCGCGGCUUUAACGUACCGACCAAAACUGCGCCGUACGCUGUCCUCUGGCUGGCGUCAUGGUUUGACUCGGCCGUCGCCACCAUCCUACCCAGUAUCGGCACCCGGUCGCACUUUACCAACACUGCCGCCACCCGCGACCUCGGCAUCACUUUCCGCGACUCGAUGGCCUCAAUGAUUUCCUUUGGCUAUUCACUCAUCGCCAACGGCCUUGUCCAGCCCAAGCGCAUGCCGCCAGCGGGCGUUGAUCUCAUCCCGAGCGAGGCACUUGCCGAGGUCCAGCCGUUCCCCAUCCCUUCCCUUGGCGAGUGA
Molecule: messenger RNA, 1179 nt
Organism: Thecamonas trahens ATCC 50062
Lineage: Eukaryota; Apusomonadida; Apusomonadidae
Product: nucleoside-diphosphate-sugar epimerase
Exons: 1
Coding region: 1-1179 (392 amino acids)
Molecular function (GO): oxidoreductase activity, acting on the CH-OH group of donors, NAD or NADP as acceptor
Source: RefSeq, a predicted model, not a curated record